AUGACAGUCCAAUUCGUCCCUCAAGUUAAAGUGCAGACAGACAAAGCCAAAUUCUCCGAAAGCGAGCUCGUCACCAACUAUGUGUACAAAAACGCCAUAGUUGACAAGGAGGCCGACGGUUCUUUCGCUGUCAAGCCUUUUGAAGAGCCAUACCACUUCAAGGUUGACCUCAAAGUGCCUAAAGUGGGUGUCAUGCUCGUUGGCUUAGGAGGAAACAACGGAACCACCUUUGUUGCUUCCAUCCUUGCCAACAAGAACAAACUGCAAUUCCACACCAAAGAGGGACUGAAGACUGCCAAUUACUACGGCUCGGUCACCCAGUCGUCCACCAUCAAGCUCGGCAUCGACUCCAAGGGCCAGGAUGUGUAUGCUCCAUUCAAUUCGUUGCUUCCUAUGGUCAACCCUAACGACUUUGUCGUUGGCGGAUGGGACAUCAACGGUGACAACCUCGCUGCCGCCAUGCAGAAGGCACAGGUCUUGGAGUACGACCUUCAGGAGAAGCUCAAGGACCAGAUGAAGGAGAUCGUGCCGCUGAAGUCGAUCUAUUACCCAGACUUCAUUGCUGCCAACCAGGACGAAAGAGCAAAUAACUGCUUCAACAGAGUUAACGGUGAGAUUCACACCACCGGCAAGUGGAGCCACGUCGAGACCAUCAGAAAGGAUAUCCGCGAAUUCAAGGCCGCCAACAAGCUCGACAAGGUCAUCGUGCUGUGGACGGCCAACACCGAGAGAUACGCUGAUGUGGUGUCAGGUGUGAACGACACGGCAGAAAACCUGCUCGAGUCGAUUAAGAAGGACCACGAGGAGAUCGCGCCUAGCACGGUUUUUGCCGUGGCCAGCAUCCUGGAGCACGUCCCGUACAUCAACGGAAGUCCGCAGAACACCUUCGUUCCUGGAGUCAUUGAGCUUGCCGAGAAGAACCGCACCUACAUUGGCGGAGACGACUUCAAGAGCGGCCAGACCAAGCUGAAGUCUGUGCUGGCACAGUUUUUGGUCGAUGCGGGUAUUCGGCCAGUUUCCAUUGCGUCAUACAAUCAUCUGGGAAACAACGACGGAUACAAUCUCUCGUCGCCAAGACAGUUCCGGUCCAAGGAGAUCUCCAAGGCGUCUGUGGUGGACGACGUGAUUGCGUCGAACGAGAUUUUGUACAACGACAAGCUGGGCAAAAAAAUCGACCACUGCAUUGUGAUUAAGUACCUGAACGCAGUUGGAGACUCCAAGGUUGCAAUGGACGAGUACUAUUCCGAGCUGAUGUUGGGAGGCCACAACAGAAUCAGCAUCCACAACGUUUGCGAGGACUCGUUGCUGGCCACACCUUUAAUCAUCGAUUUGCUGGUCAUGACCGAGUUUUUGUCCAGAGUCACCUACAAAAAGGUCUCUGACGACAAAUAUGCCGACAUGUACUCUGUGCUGAGUUUCUUGAGCUACUGGCUCAAGGCUCCGCUUACCCGGCCGGGCUACCAGGCUAUCAACGGGCUCAACAAGCAGAGACAGGGUCUGGACAACUUCUUGCGUAUUCUUAUUGGUCUCGAGCCUUUGGACGAGCUUAGGUUUGAGGAGAGACUGGUGUAA
Molecule: messenger RNA, 1572 nt
Organism: Ogataea parapolymorpha DL-1
Lineage: Eukaryota; Fungi; Ascomycota; Pichiomycetes; Pichiales; Pichiaceae
Product: Inositol-3-phosphate synthase
Exons: 1
Coding region: 1-1572 (523 amino acids)
Biological process (GO): phospholipid biosynthetic process; inositol biosynthetic process
Cellular component (GO): cytoplasm
Molecular function (GO): inositol-3-phosphate synthase activity
Source: RefSeq, a predicted model, not a curated record